GAACAUAAAACGUGUGUACAGGUGCAUGCAUCAAAGUGCAUGAGCCUUACUCUGCCGUGUAAAACAUUCUCUGCAUCGUAAGACAUAUAUGUUAUUCUGCCAUUCUCGCUGAGUUCCUGUCAGAACAAUUUUGAAAUUUUUUUCAUGUACCAUAGCUCUAUUUUCGUAUGGUGUAUGUAAAUUCGUCGACGAAAACAGUUUCCAUAUGUAGCUGUUUUGCGACGAACGCAAGAUCGAUCCGAUUCGUUAAAGAGAGGAAAAAAAAAAUAAAACCAAAUGGAAACGUCGACUGAAGCGGAAAGUCCUGCGGGAUUUUCGCCAGCGGUGCGUGAGAUUCUCUUGGAAGUCCUGGAGGAAUGUGCGAACUCAUUGGCCAUUUACCAAAAUAUUUUGCGACAACAAUCGGUGAUGAGGGACGACGCCAACACUAUUUUUCCCAAUGCUGAGAUUUCGGAGACGUCUAUUCUACAGACGCUCACCGGGGGCGCGGCGGAGAUGGUGGAUUCACGGAGAGAAGCUGCGCGUGAAAAGCUUCAACGAGACAGUAUAUAUGUGAGCAAUAUAAUACAAGACUUGAAGCGAGAAAUUAACGAAAACGGAACCAUCGAUAUAUUAACCAAAGAGAUCGAGAAAAUAACGUCGCAAGAAGAACAGGAUCACCUUUUAAUAGAGAAAAAUGAAAGGAUGCAGACGAUUGUGGCGGAGUUACGAAGAGCGAUUGCCGAUAAAAAAGCAACGGUCGAGAGGGAGGAGGAGAGUUUAACGAAGAAGCUCACAUUGACACGGGACGAGAAGGAGAGACUGAAACUAAUUAAGGACGUGGAGAUGAAAUAUGUCCGAGUGUGGGAAGCGGCACGUCGGGAGCAAUACGCACUGCGUUACGAAUUGAGGCUAGACGAAUUGAAAAAGAUUUGUAAUGAUUAUUGCGUGCGCGAGAGGAACGAAAAUCACGUGAAUGAUGUAUUGACGCGUUAUUUGAUGCGACGUGUAGCGCUCAUCGAGAAUCGAAUCGAGCAAUGGCGGCGGAGGUAUGAUCGGGAGAAGGAAAUGUAUGAGGAGAAGAUCCGCAAAGUACGCAACGAGAUCGAAGACGCUCGGGAAUACUUGGGGGAACUUACAACGGAGUAUGGCAAUAACCAGGAAUUCAUCGACACGUAUCUCGCGGAGCAGGAGGCGCUCCGAAGACAAAAGGAGUACGAGGAUCAUAUGCUGCGUAGCACAAUCAAGAUACAAGCCUGGUGGCGGGGCGUAAUGGUGCGGCGGAAGCUGGGGCCGUAUCGACCAGAAGAGAAAAAGAAAAAGAGGCCCGUUAAGACGAAGAAAUAACUCCGCCUCCUUCCAUCCGCUCGAGUUACUCUCAAACGUACUGCGUCGAUUCUGAUUCGUUCAAUCUGACCGGGCGAACGACUAUUAAUCUAUCAGCAAUCUAUCUACCUGAGGCUUCCUCUAACUGAUUUACUACCAUGCCCCGGUAAUUUUAAUCGUGAAACGCGCGAAACGAGCGAGAGGAGAAAGAAGUGCAAACGUCAAAAUUAAUUUGAAAGGUUUUCUACAAAAACCGAACAAGUUCAAACAAGUCCAAAAAGUUAAAUUUUUUCAAGAAACA
Solenopsis invicta (red fire ant) is the source of this 1606-nucleotide messenger RNA. RefSeq names its product dynein regulatory complex protein 9. Bases 277 to 1326 code for a protein of 349 amino acids. Gene Ontology annotation, cellular component: motile cilium; cytoplasm. Gene Ontology annotation, molecular function: protein binding. Gene Ontology annotation, biological process: cilium organization. The record is from RefSeq and is a predicted model, not a curated record. The transcript is spliced from 6 exons. NCBI's taxonomy places the organism in Eukaryota, Metazoa, Arthropoda, Insecta, Hymenoptera, Formicidae.